Messenger RNA from Nerophis lumbriciformis (worm pipefish), 549 nucleotides. NCBI's taxonomy places the organism in Eukaryota, Metazoa, Chordata, Actinopteri, Syngnathiformes, Syngnathidae. The record is from RefSeq and is a predicted model, not a curated record.
AUGUUGCUGACUGCAUGUCGGUUGUCCAAAGCGCUGCAGCUCACCCUGGCGGUCGUUAAACCAGACGCAGUGGCUAAUCCUGUCAUUCUGGAAGCUCUUCACCAGAGUAUCCUAGACAACAACUUUGCUAUUGUUCGACUUAAAGAUCUGGCGUGGAGACGGCAAGACUCUGAGAGGUUUUAUGCAGAGCAUUCAGGGCGAUUCUUCUACCAAAGACUUGUUGAAUUCAUGUCAAGUGGCCCGAUGCGAGCGUACAUUUUAGCCCGAGAGGACGCCAUUCGCCACUGGAGGGAACUGAUGGGACCGACCAAAGUGUUCCGAGCCCGAUACACCUCCCCCGCCUCGUUACGGGCUCGUUUCGGGCUCACGGAUACGCGCAACACCACUCACGGCUCAGAUUCCGUCCAGUCGGCACAGAGAGAAAUGGCGUUUUUCUUCCCGGAUUUCCAAGUAGAGGAGUGGAUGCAGAGGGAGGAGCCGGCAUUCCGGUUGGGACGGAUAUGUUACGAUUCUGGAAAACACGUCCAUGUACUUGCGAAGCAGAGAUAA